Molecule: messenger RNA, 1821 nt
Organism: Cydia amplana
Lineage: Eukaryota; Metazoa; Arthropoda; Insecta; Lepidoptera; Tortricidae
Product: ecdysone oxidase-like
Exons: 3
Coding region: 1-1821 (606 amino acids)
Molecular function (GO): oxidoreductase activity, acting on CH-OH group of donors; flavin adenine dinucleotide binding
Source: RefSeq, a predicted model, not a curated record
AUGGCUUGGUGGAACAUGCUGGAUUCGUACGUGGCAAUAGCGGAAGUUAAAGCCAUGAGGCCCGUCAUGUGGUUCCUGCAGCUAGUGUUGGCAGGCAUAUCCUGGCUACCUGUGAGACACUACAUGCCUAAUAUGGAUCAAGAAAGGUUCGACUUCAUCGUGGUGGGUGCGGGGUCGGCGGGGGCCGUGGUUGCUGCACGGCUAGCCGAGGUGCCCGAGUGGCGAGUGCUGCUUAUUGAGGCGGGGGGCGACCCGCGUUUUGACAGUCAGCCUUUUGCCUUAUUACAGCUUCCCAGCUUCACUCCGUUCGUGGCUAACACAGAAUUUGACUGGAACUACUACACUGAAGACGACGGAUACUCCAGCCAGGCUCAUAGGACGAAAAACAUCCGCUUCACCCAAGGCAAAAUACUCGGGGGUUCCAGUAGCACCAACUACAUGUACUACGUGCGAGGGAAUUCGCAGGAUUAUGAGCUAUGGAGCGCAUUGGGUGCUGAAGGGUGGGACUAUCGUAACGUUACAUAUUAUUUCAUGAAGAGCGAAUCAAUGAAAAGUCCGGAUAUCGUAAGAGCGUCCCCAUCCCUGCAUAGCACAGAAGGCCCUAUGGGAGUCACAUGGAUUCCCUGGGACCGGUAUACUAAAAACUUCCUUUUAGCAUUUGAGCAUUAUGACGUUCACCUUGAUACCAAUCAAUUUGAUCAGCUGGGGUAUUCAUACCCUCAGUACACAAUAUGGGACAAAGUUCGACAAAGUUCUGCUAACGCUUUUCUCCGACGUGCCAAACAUCCGGAAAAUUUAUACGUUCUCAAGAGCUCCUUAUGCACUAAGGUACUUAUCGAUGUAAAUAAAACAGCGUUUGGCGUGGAGAUUAAAUUACCCAGUAAAGAAAUCAUCCACACCUAUGCUACAAAGGAAAUAAUUUUAUCUGCCGGUGCUAUUAACACCCCCAAAUUGUUGAUGUUAUCAGGAAUCGGCCCCAGAGGUCAUUUGACUGAAAAGGGUAUUCCUGUGUUGGUUGAUUUGCCAUUAGUAGGUAGGAACUUGCAAGACCAUGCUGCCACAAUUGUAAUACUGACAGGCAAAAAAGGCAUUGAAUCUGCAUAUCAUAACUUUAAAUUAUUAGCGAAUCUUCACCAAUUUCCUACUCCUACUAUAAUGGGCUUCGAAAGUAUACACGACAGCACUGGGAUCCCAGAUUAUCAAACUUUUGUAUUUCCGCUUCCAGCGGCAACUCUAAUUUCGACUUUGAUUUGUUCAUACGUGAUAGAUCUCGAUGACAGAAUUUGCACAGCUGUGGCAGAGAUUGGUCAAAAACAAGAAACUCUUUUUACUUUGUUAACAUUGCUGCAUCCACAGUCCAGGGGACGUGUAGAGUUGAGGAGCAACAAUCCUGAAGUCGCUCCAAAAAUAUUUACAGGAUAUUAUUCCAAUGAUCAAGAUCUAGAAAUACAUGCAAAAAGUGUUAUGGAUUACAUUCAUAUCACUGAAAGCCAUUAUUUAAAGAGUCUCAAUUCUACGGUUGUUAACCUGAGAGUUCCUCAAUGUGAGAAUAUACCAUUCAACACUCUUACGUACUGGAAAUGUCACAUUCUGAACACGGCUACAACCGUUUGGCAUCCAGUCGGAACUUGUGCGAUGGGUCAUGAUGGCCACAGCGUAGUAGAUGCUAAUUUGAGGGUGCGACGUGUUCGUAGGCUAAGAAUAGGUGACGCUAGCGUUAUGCCGACCAUCACUAGUGGUAAUACUAAUGCGCCUUGUAUUAUGAUUGGAGAGAAAUUGGCAGAUAUGAUCAAAGUGGCCCAUCACAAGAAACGGACCUAA